Molecule: messenger RNA, 933 nt
Organism: Podarcis lilfordi (Lilford's wall lizard)
Lineage: Eukaryota; Metazoa; Chordata; Lepidosauria; Squamata; Lacertidae
Source: the annotation of a GenBank genome assembly
AUGGGGAGGGCCUUUGCUAUAACGAUUGGGGUUUUAGGUUCUCUGGUAGGGGGAAGAGCAGGGCUCACACUGAGCACUUUACUGUCUUCACCUAUAAACUGCUUUCUACUUCAUGCCCUCGAGAGAGAUGUGCUUAUUCCACCAAUUUUGUUAAGCACAGGUCAUGGGAGGGGAGGGACUUGUUCUGUUCAGAGAAAGAGCUUGAUUAGACUUUUUCCCCCAAGAGGAAGGAAACUGCUGUGGUUACAUUAUCCACUAACUGGGACGCCCCAGUGUUUUAUUGCUGGUGGGGAGAAAGGGAGGGGGCUUGUAGAAGAAACUGAGCAUAGGAAGCUGCCUUCAUGUAGUCAGACAAUGAGUCUGUCUAGGUUAGAAUUGUCUGCACUGACCGGCAGCUGCUGCCCAGUAUUCCAGGCGGCGGAGUGGGGUGUGUGUGUGUCUCACCUCACCCUCCCUGGAGAUGAACCCGGGACCUUCUACACGCAGAACGCCUGCUCAGCUGUGAGGCCCUUUCCCCACACGGGGGCAGCGGGGAGAGACGGAAAGGCCUUUGUUUUGCCUUGGCUGGGCCACAAAGGCUGCUGUAGCAAAGAGGCAGCCAGGCCCAUCUGCCUUCUGUGCUCCCAGGGCGCUUGCAGGAGGUUAUUAAUAGAGCUCUGGGAGAACCUUGCCAAGACCCGGCUCGUCUUAGCCACAGAUGAUGGAGCCCCCCCCCACUCCGCCCCUGCCAUGGUCAGAGAAGCUUUUGAUUUGUCUCCCUUCCACUCUCCUCCUCCUUUCCCCACCCCCCUUGAAGGCGAGGAUGGGCAGUCCCCCUCCCCCUUAACAUCUGGCUUGUGCUGCUUUCCAAGACCCUCCAGGUCUCUAGCGAGGCUGCGCUCUGGAGUCGCAGCUCAAAGGAAGCAGAGCGACAGCAAAGAUGAUCCUGUAUGA